This is a messenger RNA of Schistosoma haematobium, 5558 nucleotides long. RefSeq lists its product as uncharacterized. Bases 521 to 3685 code for a protein of 1054 amino acids. Lineage: Eukaryota; Metazoa; Platyhelminthes; Trematoda; Strigeidida; Schistosomatidae. The record is from RefSeq and is a predicted model, not a curated record. Gene Ontology annotation, biological process: monocarboxylic acid transport. Gene Ontology annotation, molecular function: monocarboxylic acid transmembrane transporter activity. The transcript has 10 exons.
UUUGUAUACGUGAUUUUCAAUUUCUGGAAUUCAUGAAAGGUGUACAUAUAUAUUUCUUUCAAUGAUAAUCAAACAUACUGUUCUCUUCUUUUCAUGAUAAAACACUUUACAAAGGGUUUUAACUUUCCUCAUUGCUUAUGUUUGGCACUGCAGUUGACCAGUCUCUGUUGUCAUAUGUAUAUCUCGAUCGGAUUGUCUUGAUAUAAACUUUUGUCACUAGUUUUAGUAAUAUUUAUCUUUUGGCUAGAAUUGAAAUCUGAUACACGUGUUUUGUCCUAUGUUGGGCUCGUCAGAUGGAUACACCUGCAUGUAGUUGGUGUUGAUGUUCAUACUGAAAACUGAACUUCAUCGCCUUAAACGCCAAUGCUUUAUCCAUUGAGCUAAUGUGUGCAGAUACCCACCAACGUUAGUAAGUGUUAGUAAGUGAAAGUACAAAUUUAUAUAUACUGUUAAAAUUGUUUAGAAUUUGUCUUAUUCCGCAUGAAAAAAGCAAAUAAAAAUGGUGUUAUUUUAAAUCUUAAUGAUGUCAUAUUGUGUAUUUGUAUGCAUACAGAGUACCGUGAAUAUGCCCAAUUAUGAUACUGCCACUGUUCAAUUGGCAUCUGGAGAAAAUCCAGUGUAUUUAGAUGGUGGUGGACUCACGGGAUCUAGAAAUGCGCCCAUACCUUCUGAUAAUAAUCAAAUGAUUUCUGUCAAUACAUCAAAUUCACUGGCUUUUCUAAGUGGUACUACUAACCCACCACUACCAUCAACAACAGGACGUGAUCCUGCUCAAACAAGGACACAUCCGAUUCGUUCUGUUUCUGAGACUGUUAGUUUAAAACGUACUACAUCCGAGGCUAGUUUAACUUCUCAUCUUACAUCAAUCGAUAUUGUAGAUCCGCAUAAUAAUAAUGGUAAUACUGCUGGCGCCGAUUUAUUAGACGAUGAAAUGAAAGCUGAUAUUCAAUUAAUUAUUCGUAAAGAAAUGUCAAGACCACAAUAUAAAAAAGAUUUCUUUUAUAUUGGUCCAGUUCGUCAAGUUGUUGACUCAUCAGCGUUAUCAUCAAAACAAUUACCAAUCAGUCAUAAAUUUAGUAUUAAUUUACCGAUAUUACCAGCGACAGCUGUAGAUAAUCGUCCGAAUCGUUCAUCAACUACAGCAUUUCGUUUACCGUCAACGGUUAUACAUCCGGAUGUUAAACAACAACCAGAGCAUUGUAGUCAGACAAAUUUAAGUAUUGCUAAUUCAAGUAAUUUGUUUACUAAUCAAUUUAUACCACCAGCUCCAUGCCCAUCUAUUCCGCUAAACAAUCAACAAUCUAUUGUACAUAAUGUUCCUUUGAGUGGCCUACCUCAACUCUCUAUUCCAUUGGGUAGCAACAUAAAUCAGCAUGGAGCAAAUAUAAAUUCAGAUAGAAUUGAUUCUAUAGGAUACGUAAAUAAUACAGAGAAUUUAGAAAGUUCUGCAGCUCCUGUAUCUAAUCAACUUGGUCUUAGUCAAAAAAUUGACUAUGAUGGAAGCACAAUAACCAAUGCUGGUUUACAACGUCAACAACUACAAGAAGAACUCAUAGAUUACGGAGUGGAUAUUGGUGAUGAUGGUGAUGUUGGUGUUGUUGAAUUAGGAUUAGACGAUAUUGAUAUUGAAGAAGAGGAUGAUAAUCGUGAUACAAUUCUGAUUAAUGAUGACGAGGAAGCUGUCUAUACACGUUGUCCAAAAUGUUUUGAUAAUUGUAUCAGAUUAUUUGGUAGUGCACUAUUCUGUUGUUCGACAUAUAGUCCAAUUGGUAUAUUUAUGCAAGAUUUAUUAUCACCGAAAUUGUUGUCCAAUAUUACAUUCUUAUUUUUUCUUUUCUCAAGUAUGAUGGCUAUGCUUGGAUUGGUUGUCCCUUUUUUAAUGUUACCUGAUCUAUUAGCGGAAGUGAAUUGGAAACUUGAAGAUUCUGGUUUUAUCAUUUCGUCAAUUGGUGCAGGAAAUACAUUUGGACGUUUAUUUGCCACCUUCUACAUUGAAAAAGCUUGGUCUACAACCUAUAAAUGGGCUGAUUCAUUGUGGAUGAAUAAUAUCUCUUUAUUGUUAACUAGUGUAACUGUGUUUAUACUCCCGAUUGUAAGACGAUAUUAUGCAGCUUUAGUUUUAAUCUCGUGUGGUUUUGGACUUUUCUCAGCUGUAUUCGUGUCGUUGAAAAGUAUUCUAGUCGUGGAAUUGAUCGGUAUUGAUCGUUUGACUAAUGCAUUUGGCUACUUACUUUUAUUUCAAGGCUUUGCAGCCGCUGUCGGUCCUCCAAUGGCUGGUUAUUUAAGAGAUUUACAAAUAGAUAAAACAUCACCAUUCAGUAUUUCUACAGUGCAUAGUGCACCAACGCAUAACGCAUCAUCUAUGGCUUUUAUAUUUUCUGCUUUUGCUUUAUUUAUCUCCUGUCUUCUUGGCUGUCCUUUACGUUGGUUAUCAAAAAGAGAAUUUUCCAAUAAGCCAAAAUCAUCAUACAGUCCCAUUGAGUUAAUGCCAAAUCAUGUGGACCAUACAAAUUAUAGUUAUGAAUAUAAUACCACUUCACCGACGUUGCCAACAACUGAUCAUGAAUAUUAUAUACAGCAACAACAACUGGGUAAUAUGGUCAGUGAAUAUCAAUCCAUAGACGUGAAUUGUAUGGCACCAGUUGAUCCGACAUCUACUAGCAGACGUGUUGACGUCACUGACAGUCAUUAUGCAGUAAAUCAACCGAUGGUAGUGCCAUCUUCAACUUCAUUGACAGUGAUCGAUGCCUUAAAGUCACAGAAUUCAACCACUGAUCAAUUAUCACCAUCUAUUAUUCCUCAAUCUUCUGUAAAUUGUCUACCGAUAUCGUCCGGUCAUCAUAUGAUUUUUUCAACAGAGCCAACAUCGACAUUAGCUGCCAGUGGUGUUGUCACUGGAUUGUUGGAUAGUAAGACAUUGGAUACUACUGCUAAUACUACUGGUACAACAAUACCUAUGACAGAUGAGUCUGUUUCUUUGGUCAAUGUCGGUGGUUUAAAAUUGCCCGCUGCUGUUAUUCCUGCAUCUGUAGUCGGUGGUGGUGGUACAGUUCCCACUCCAGUAGUAUCAUUAUCACUUCCAGCUCAAUCUGUUGAAGUUUUAGAGGUCAAAGAAGAUCCUGGUUUAGAACCAGUUGUUGAAGAAGAAGAAGAAGAUUAUGAAGAUGAUGAACAAGAUGUCGAUCAAUAUACAAGAGUAAAUCAAUUGGAAUCUGGUACAUUAUUAUUGACAGAACCUAGUACUAAUAUUGAUAGUAGUAUACCAACAUCAGAAUCAAGCUUUAAUCAAGAUACUACUGGUGAUUCAAUGCCAACUAAUGGUUCUUCAUCUUCAUCUCUACGUAAUAUCAAUUCGCGCAAAGAUGGCAUAAAGCAUAAACGUCGUCGAACUUCUAAACCAUUUGAAUUAAAUACGACAAUUGUUGAGGAUAAGUUUACUGUAGAUGUGAUCAGUGAUGUUAAUGUUGAUGAGGAUACUAAUAAUGUGCAAAUAAUUCCUGUUACUACUACGACAACGAUUAUCACUACGUCUACUAGCACUACUACUACUACUUCUGGCACUGGUACUACAAACAGCACAACACCAACUACAAAUGAAGAUAACAAUGAUGCUAAUCUUGAUCACACUUUUGGUAGCGUUGGUGGUAAUAGUAAUAAUAAUAACUGUAAAGAAGAUACUAACUGAGAACGAACUAAUCAUAAAGAUAACAACACUAAUUAAACUAUUUUUAUCUGCUAAAUCUGAUCCAAGAUUUUCUACUCUCUACUAUUUUAUUCCAUAUUACAUGUAUGUAUAUUUGUGUGUUUGUCUACGUCAAAUAAUAAUCAUCUCUGUGUUGUCUGUUGCUUAUAACUAUAAAUAAAUAUGCAUAACUAGUCGAAUAUUCUAUUCAAAAGUAUCACACUUUUAUUUUUCUACUUCUAUCCCACUAUUCCCAGCCUACUCUUAUGUGUGUACUUGCCGAAUUUGCUAUUCUCCAAUAAUAAACACUUAAAUUUCUUUGAGAUAUACGACAGCAUCAAUGUAUUGUGUAUUGACUUUUCUUACUUUGAAAUUUGUAUCAUUUCUAUGUAUUUCUUACGACAGAUACUGGUAAUCUUUCAUCUCAUUAUGUAAAUAACUUAGUCUCUUCAUUUGUCCCCCCUCUAUUUCCCUUCCUUUUCUUAUGGAUUGAUUCAUGUGUAAAUGAUUUUGUAACAUUGGGACUAAUAUGAAUACUAUUAAUUCUGUAUACAUCAUUAUCCUCAUCGUUAAAUCUCACAUUAUUCAUGUAGGUUUUUUUUUUUGACGGUUUCCACUUUCUCUACCAAUUAAUCAUUAUAAUUUUGCUUUUAACUAUAACUCUACCUCUUACGCACAUUAUCAAUUUCUAUUGUAUUAUUGAUUUGUUUGUGCCAUAGUUACCUACUGCUUGUUCAUUUUUAUUCUGGUUCUGUACAUUUACUAUUGAUAAUCAUUAUCAUGAUGAUACUAUCGUUAAGAUGUCUCUUGUUAUUGCUUUCAUUAUUGUUACUACUGCCGCUAUUGCUGACGCCGCCGAUGCCAUCAUCGUGUUUGUUGUUUCUGUGAAAAAGUUUCAUUUACUUAUUACUUUCUUGAUAUUAAGCAUAUUCUAGCAAGUACUUCCACUACUACUACAACCACUAAUCUAUCUUUUCAUUCAUUCUGUUACGUCAUACAAUAUUUAUUUGGUUUUAAUUGAUUUGCUUAUUUAUUGAUUUAUUGACUUAAUGUUAUGUUUUUCACGAAACAAACAAUCGAAUGUCAUUGUUUUGUUCUGUUUGUUGUGUAAUUUGUCAGUGUUUUUUCUUUCUUUCUUUAAAUUUCAUUUCUCGAUGCUGGUCUCACUCACCGUGUGUGUGUGUGUGUGUGUGAAAAUUUGGUGAACUCGUUUGUUUGUUAAAACAAAUUGUUCGAUUUCAAAGAUUUAAACGGAUGUAUACCGGUUUUUUUGUUCGUUGUUGCUACUUGUCUGUUUGUUUUCAAAAAAGUAAAUUACAUAAAACAUCUAAAGUUAACUGAUCCUAAAUAGUGAUUAGCAGUAAAAACAGUUGAUUGAAGUUAAGUGAUUAAGAUAUCUAUGUCCGAUAUACAGUUGAACCGAGUGGUUAGAUCUAACGUGUAGUAUUUUGAUUUGUCAAGUAAAAAUUCAUUUUUAGUCACUAUUCAAUUGUGUUUAGACUAGUAAUAUUAAAUACUUGUCUGAACUGAAAUAGACGGAACAGGAAUUGAACUAACGAAAUCUUAGUUAAGAAUCAUGUGUUACUAAUUGUACACUAACCAUUUAACGAUCAUUGCUAAUAGUAUAACCAUCCUAUUACCGUUCAUUUUCAUGUAAAAACAUGAUAGAUUUCAGGUUAACACCUGAAGUAGGAAGCGGCUUAACAACAAAGUGCUAGUUAUUCAAUAAUAAUCAGUUUAUUCAUUAUCAUUUUCAUGUCUAAUGGUUUGAAGGAUAUCGACUGUUUAGUAAUAAUAACUUUAUAUCCGUAGUUUAUCCAUAGCGAGUUGGUAUUGUCACUCUACACCUUACCUUGUGUAGUAAGUUCAAAUAGGA